CGACAUCGACCAGCGCAGGACGACGACGAGGCCGUUUUGUGUGAACCGUCUAACAAUUUCCUCGAAUAUCGCGCCGCCAUGCCAGGACCUUCGAACACACUCCUGAUUGAGGGAUCGUUCUCUGAACUCGCGGAGGAGCUUGCGCAGUACAUCGAUGCGCUCGCCAAAACCGAAGAAGGCAGUGGUGUUCAACAAGAAAUCGCUCAAUUCCUGGGCGACAUUCGAGAAUCGGAACAAUCCCAAGAACCAGUAGACGAGUCUGCUGUUCAAAAGCAGAAAGAUGAAGUUCUCAAAAAGAUUGUAACAAAAGCACCAUAUCUCAGUUCCGCUCCCGAACGAGAGUUCACCGCAGCAUACAACCUCCUCAUCAACCUCUCACUCAACUCUCCAAUUCAAGAGCAAAUUUUCUCGAGAAUAUGCCAAUACCUCUCCGAACACCCCAUCAGCUCCUCCCCUACCUACGGCCCUUCUCUGGCCCUCCAGACCCUUACUACCGUCUUCAAUGUCCUCCCCCCCGCCAGUGAAGGCCGAUACCACGUCUUCCUAGCCAUCCUCAGAGUCAUCAAGUCCGCCACAUCCUCAGUAGCCUUCGAGGCAUUAAUACCACAAUUGGAACUCAACAUCCCCACCUGGCUAUCAGCGUGGCAACUUGAUGAGGACGAUGCGCGGAAUCUGUACAUCUCGGUGGCCGACGUUGCCGCAGCCAUCGACAAUGAUGACCUGCAAUACAAGUAUCUACUUAAAGCACUAGAGACCGUCGCUGCCGACUCUGCAUCCGAGACCGAAGCACAAGAUUUGGCGAACCGAACCCUACGCGCAGCCCUCAUCAACCCCAACGUGACGGACUUCACACCCUUGACAGCGAACGACGCCAUCCAAGCCAUGCGAAGAUCCGACAGCAACCUAUUCGACCUCCUCGAGAUCUUCUCCUCAGACGACUACUCCUCGUACAAGGACUUCCUAGAGACAAACAGCCUCUCUUCGCUAGGCCUCCCCGAGGAAAGCGCAGAGGUCCUAAGCAACAAGAUUCGACUCCUCACACUGGCCACCAUCGCCGCAUCCUCGCAAACACGCUCAAUAUCAUAUUCCACAAUUGCAUCGGCCCUGCAGAUCCCCAGCUCCGACGUAGAAAUGUGGGUGAUUGACGCCAUCCGGGACGGUCUUGUCGAGGGCAAACUAAGCCAGCUGAAGCAAGAAUUCCUGGUCCAGCGUGCCACAUACCGCGUAUUCGGCGAGAAGCAAUGGGCCGAAAUCCAAGGACGACUGAUGGUCUGGCGGCGCAGUCUGGAAAGCGUGCUGAGUGUGGUCAAGGCCGAGAGGGAGCGGUUUGCGCGCGAGGGUCCAGGAACCGGCGAGAAUGGCGUCACUGGAUAUUGGGACAGGGAUAACGACGGUCCACAAAGAGGCGGAGACAGGCAGAGACGAGGAGGCGGUGGUCGUGGUAGAGGCGGUCAGCAUCGUGAUCAAGCCCCGAGAGAGGUUGAGGCCGUUGGCGGUGGAGAUUAGUACUCUCCAGCAUUAUCGGUUAUUU
Molecule: messenger RNA, 1531 nt
Organism: Exophiala viscosa
Lineage: Eukaryota; Fungi; Ascomycota; Eurotiomycetes; Chaetothyriales; Herpotrichiellaceae
Exons: 2
Coding region: 79-1506 (475 amino acids)
Biological process (GO): cytoplasmic translational initiation
Cellular component (GO): eukaryotic translation initiation factor 3 complex; cytoplasm
Molecular function (GO): translation initiation factor activity
Source: RefSeq, a predicted model, not a curated record